Molecule: messenger RNA, 210 nt
Organism: Ilex paraguariensis (yerba mate)
Lineage: Eukaryota; Viridiplantae; Streptophyta; Magnoliopsida; Aquifoliales; Aquifoliaceae
Source: the annotation of a GenBank genome assembly
AUGGACGCCUUGGACAACGUCUUCGAUCCAUUGAGAGAGUUCGCUAAGGACAGCGUCCGUCUUGUUAAGAGGUGCCACAAACCCGAUCGCAAAGAAUUCACGAAGGUGGCAUUUCGUACGGCGAUCGGAUUCGUUGUGAUGGGAUUUGUGGGGUUCUUCGUCAAGCUGAUCUUCAUCCCUAUCAACAACAUCAUCGUCGGAUCUGCUUAA